This is a messenger RNA of Acanthosepion pharaonis, 546 nucleotides long. The record is from the annotation of a GenBank genome assembly. NCBI's taxonomy places the organism in Eukaryota, Metazoa, Mollusca, Cephalopoda, Sepiida, Sepiidae.
AUGUCUACCUUCAUUAAUGUUUCCCAAAAGAAUUCACUCGAAGGAAUAGAAAAGAUAUUAUUUUUUCCUAUUCACCGGCCGCCAUUUGAAACAAUUCUAUCUUUUUUUCGUUUUCUUUCUUUUUUCUUUCUUUCUUUUUCUUUCAUUCUUUUUCUUUCUUUCUUCUUCUUUCUGUCUUUCUUUCUUGCUUUGCAUUUUUCUUGCUUCUUUCUUUCUUUGCGGGUUUAUCUUGAUUCUUUCUUUCUUUUUCCUUUCUUUCUGCGUCUCACUCUCUUCUUUCUUUCUUUCUUUUUUUUAGUUCUUUCUUUCCUCUCUCUCCUUCUUUUUCUCUUUCUUUUUUCUUUGUGUCAAUCUGGUUUCUUCCUUUCUUUAUAUCUCUUGAUUUCAUUUCUCUAUUGUUGUGUAUCGCUUGCUUGUUUCUUUCUUUGCAUUUUUCUCUUUUUCUUUCUUUCUUUUCUUCUUUCUUUUUCUGUGUCUCACUCACUUCUUUCUUUCCUCUCUCUCUCUCUCAUUUCUAAUUUUCACGCUUUCUUUACGUUUAUUUAA